Messenger RNA from Trichomonas vaginalis G3, 441 nucleotides. RefSeq lists its product as uncharacterized. Bases 1 to 441 code for a protein of 146 amino acids. The record is from RefSeq and is a predicted model, not a curated record. Lineage: Eukaryota; Parabasalia; Trichomonadida; Trichomonadidae. The transcript has a single exon.
AUGGCAACAAAAGAUUUUGCAAGAUUCACGCUGGAAAAAUGUGCGUUUUGGCAUGGCAUUCUUACAAUCAAUGACUCCAUUGUAACAUCUUUCUUUGAUAUAAAAUUCAAGAAAGAUGUACCAGAUCCAGACAAUUAUAUCGCUUUUGUUACAAAUGAUAUUCCUGCUUAUCCAAUUGCUGUAACAGACAAUUGCCAUGUAAGUCUUAAUAUAGAAAACAAUAUUAGUGGUAAUUCAAAUAAAAUCCGCGUUUGUGAUGUUAACUUCAGUGGUUCAGAACUUCAGAAGAUGAUCAACGAAGUACCAAAUGCCCAGAAUAUUGAUGUAGAAACAGAUACUGGCGAAUGGUCAUUUUCCAAUCAGAACGGACAAUGGAUUCUCCGAGGAAUAUCUGUUUACAUACAAUUAUCCCAUCUUAGAAAAUUUGUUAAAGAUGCAUAA